UCAAUUCUUAGUCAAUGAUAAAAGCCAGACAAAUAAGGUUAAAUGUUCAUAUUAUACUGUGUAAUGUAUAAAUAGUAAACAGAUUAGCAGCAGAUUGUCUUUAUAUUUUGUGAACAAAAAAUAGUGUACGAUCUAUUCGUACAUUGCAUAUAUUAUUUAUAUAUUAUAAUAAUAACACGUGAUUUUUUAAAAUAUCAAUAUGAGGCCGCAAGUAAUUGACACGAAAACUAAUUCUCACUCAUCCGGAGAAGCUGAUGAAUGCCUUUUCGAAUAUUUACACGCUGAGAUAGUUAAUUAUACUCUGAGCAAAUCAUGUAAAAAUAAGGAGGGGGAAGAAGAGCUAUCUCGACUAGAAUGGAUGGGAUUCAGUGUUGGCUACAGAAUCAUUGAACGUUUGACGAGGGAAUGGAAUCGAUUUAAAGAUGAAUUGGAUAUGAUAAAAUUUAUUUGUACUGAUUUUUGGUCUGGUCUUUAUCAUAAACAAAUUGAUAAUUUAAGAACAAAUCACCAUGGUGUAUAUGUAUUACAAGACAACUCAUUUCGGUUAUUGAAUAAAGUAGGUACUAAUAGUAAUAAACAAUAUCUUCAGGAAAGUCCACGUUUAUUGACAUUUACUUGUGGACUUUUAAGAGGAAGUUUAGCUAAUCUCGGAAUUAUUAGUACCGUUAAUGCGGAAAUUUCUACGUUACCAAGUUGUAAAUUUCAUGUACAAGUUCAAAGAAUUUAAUGCUCGUAAAUAAGAUGCAAAAUCAUGUUCGAUGAAAGUUAAUACAUAUUACGAAACAAUAUCUAACGACUAGGUUUUUCAUAAAAAUCAGAGAAUCAGAAUAUACGUUUCGUCCAGUUGUAACAACAGGUAGUGCGUUAAAAUGUACAUUUGAUUCAUAAGUUUCAUAAACCGUAUAUUUUAAUGCAAAAUAAUUUUUAUAAGGAUUUAUUUAUUAAAAGUAUAUAUACAUAUAUAUAUUUUUUUUUCUACAAAUAUGUAAAAUUAAUCAUAUAAUAAGUCACAUUUUUUUUAAAAUGAGUACCUAUAUACUUUAAAUGCAUUGUAUAUAGCUACAGAGUAUAAUAAAAGUAAAAAUUAUGAAAAACAUAAUUAUAAUGAAACAGACGAGUAAGAUAAUCUUAAAAGUGGUUUAACGAUUGUAUGUUAAUGUUUAAGACCUGAUACAUCGAAUGAUUAUUAGAUGUUGUAUCCAUUAUUUUUAGUAAUAAAAUUCAAAAUAUGAAA
This is a messenger RNA of Bombus pyrosoma, 1234 nucleotides long. It is a transcript of the gene Trs33, whose product is annotated as trafficking protein particle complex subunit 6b. The record is from RefSeq and is a predicted model, not a curated record. Lineage: Eukaryota; Metazoa; Arthropoda; Insecta; Hymenoptera; Apidae. Bases 200 to 727 code for a protein of 175 amino acids. Gene Ontology annotation, biological process: regulation of GTPase activity; endoplasmic reticulum to Golgi vesicle-mediated transport. Gene Ontology annotation, cellular component: trans-Golgi network; cis-Golgi network; TRAPP complex. The transcript is spliced from 2 exons.